Molecule: messenger RNA, 1749 nt
Organism: Fusarium musae
Lineage: Eukaryota; Fungi; Ascomycota; Sordariomycetes; Hypocreales; Nectriaceae
Exons: 1
Coding region: 1-1749 (582 amino acids)
Biological process (GO): DNA-templated transcription
Molecular function (GO): DNA binding; zinc ion binding
Source: RefSeq, a predicted model, not a curated record
AUGCUCGGACCCGAGGCUUCAUCUGCAUCUGAGCGGCGUGAUAAGACAUCGAAUGAUGCGUCUCGCUCAGAUGGCCAAGAGAAGCUGGCUCGGGAGGGAUUAGCGAGGUUCUUUAAGCAUGGUAUCGGUGCUGCGGCUUGGGCUGUUUUUGCAUCGACAAAGAGCUUUCGCAUCGCAUACGUCGGCACGGCUGUGUCGAACCUGGUUCAUCUCGUUGACUUACAUCGUUCUUUCAGACAGCCUUAUUCUUCAAUUCUUGGCGACCAACGACCUUUGUCUGCGCCUACUGGGCCGGAUACUCAUGGCUCGUUCCAGGAAUCUGCAGAUGGAAGCACCAGCAGCGAUAGGAUAGGCGGAAAGCCAUUGCAUUACCCAUACCCUCCUAUCAGACAAGUCAAGUCAUGGAAACCCACACCAAACUCAUGGGUGACUCAAGACUUGGUUACGGAGGUAUCGUCCUUUCCAGCGCAAGAGGUCCGUGAUGCGUUGGUGCAAGCGUAUUUCGAUCACAUCCACCCAUUUCUGCCCAUCGUGUCAAAGCCCGAAUUCCUCGCUCGAUAUCGCACGCCUGAUAAUCCUCCACCACUCCUACUCUUCCAGUCAGUUCUCAUGGCAGGUGCUCACGCAUGCGCUCAUCCCCUCGUCGCCACUGAUCGCCAUGCCGUCCAAAACAGACUGUUCAGAAGAGCUAGUAUGUUAUACCAUAUGCGACACGAAUCAGAUAGAAUGCAUCUUCUCCAAGCAGCAGCCUUGUUCACAUGGCACAUAGGCGAUGGUGAUACAGUUGCCGGUGGACCGUGGUACUGGGCUGGAAUCGCUGUACGAAUAGGUACUGGUCUUGGCGCCCACCGGAGAAGCUCUCAACUACCAUCCACAGAGAUGGCGCAGUAUCGUCGGUGUUGGUGGUCCGCCUUCUUUUGCGAAGUGUUUUCUUCAUUGGAGACUGGAAGACCUUGUGCAGUGAGAGCGGAGGAUAUAGAUCAGCUGCCGCUUCAGCAGGAGGACAUCACUGAUACACCGAGCAAUGACCCGACAAUCGCCGAACCGGGAGUCAGUCCAGACUUUUUGAACCAUCUAGUUGAUCUGGCUUACAUCGGCCUCGACGUCAUUGCACUCAACGCACCCACGCGAGAUCGUCUCAUAGACGUAGCAUCAAUCGACGCGCGUCUCGGUCUAUGGUCCCUCCGCUCAGGUAUAUCCACCGUCGCAGAAGACGAUGACUCAUGGACGUGCCAUCUUCGAAUGCACUACAAUCUCCUCCUUCUCCACCUCCACCGCAAUCUCCUUGAACAAAGCAGCCAGUCAAUCUGCUCAGCAGCCGCUCAAGCAAUUGUUACAUCGCUCGAAAAGCUUACAGCACGCGAUGAACUUCGGCAGUGUCACUUUACGUCCGUCAGCGCGGUGACAGCAGCUGGUAUACAGUUUGCUGGUGAGAUUCGGGCGGCUGUGGCCUCACAGACAUUUUUAGUCGCAAUUAAUGCACUUGAAAGGUUAUCGAGACUCUUGAGGUCAACGAUAUUACUGGCGAGACACUGGCCUAAUGCGGAGGCUGUACAUAGCGUCUUUGAGGAACUGCAUCGUGAGUAUGAGACGCUUGUUACGCAAAGAUUGCAGGGUGAACAAGUUAUGGUGCCGGAGAGUCCGCCUGAUUGGAAUAGAUUGCUUGGAGGGGAGGGAUUGCAUCAGUUUAGCAACUUCACAUCUGAUCAGGAUUGGAUGAACAUUAAUAGCUGGACAGAUUUGUUAUAG